AUGGCGCAACAAAAACUGAAGAAGGGCACUAACAAAGCAGAAAAAAAUAACUUCUUUGGCAACAAACAACAACCGGAGAGCGGAGACGCUCAGAGGCCCCCACAAGAUGGCGACAUCAGCCCGGAGUAUCAAACAGCAACUCAGGACGCUGAACAAACCAUAUCAGACAAUAUACUCACCAAGAGCCACUUGCAGGCAGCGCUCGAUCGCUUGUCACAGACACUCAUCAUGUCCUGGCAGCAUUCCAUAAACGCCUUGAGGAAAGAU
Messenger RNA from Pelobates cultripes (western spadefoot toad), 267 nucleotides. Lineage: Eukaryota; Metazoa; Chordata; Amphibia; Anura; Pelobatidae. The record is from the annotation of a GenBank genome assembly.